This is a messenger RNA of Cladophialophora immunda, 2234 nucleotides long. RefSeq lists its product as uncharacterized. Gene Ontology annotation, biological process: amino acid transmembrane transport. The record is from RefSeq and is a predicted model, not a curated record. The transcript has a single exon. Gene Ontology annotation, cellular component: membrane. The coding region runs from base 135 to 2018 and encodes 627 amino acids. Gene Ontology annotation, molecular function: L-amino acid transmembrane transporter activity. Lineage: Eukaryota; Fungi; Ascomycota; Eurotiomycetes; Chaetothyriales; Herpotrichiellaceae.
AAACAAUAUCCCUCACGGGCAAGUUCUCUGGAAAAGGAACUGUCCACGAGAACCGCACUUUGACAUCAUGUCCCGAUAGCUCGCCACCUCCACCCUGACACCGUCGAGUUUGCCUCGACGCCAGCCGACGCACCAUGUCACCACCCUCUCCUGGCUUCUCCGAAAUCCAGAAGCCGCUUCACUCCCCGGGUAGAGAUUCUCUCGAACUUGCCUCUCUGGCCGACUCCGAGCACGAUGAGCUGCCCACGUCCGAGGAGUCCUCGCGUUCCGGCAUUUCCUCCUCCCGACGACUCUCCCUCGAGAAUGAGGAUCCUUUGGACAGUGCCAACCCACUAUCGGCUCGCAGCAACGCUCAUGGGCGCUCCUACUCCGUCUCAUCCGCCUUUGACUUCACCCCUGCGCUGUUUCCGCUCUCUUCGACUGCAGGAGGAGGAUACACCGCGCUGGGGAAUCCGUCAGCCGUGUCGCUGUCUCUCGAAAGACGUGGGGCGUUACAAAACCUGGAAAAGAACAAAACUUUGACUUACCUCAAUGGGCUCUCGCUAGUGGUCGGAUUGAUCAUAGGCUCUGGGAUAUUUUCUUCGCCAGCACAAGUAAAUUCACAUGUGGGGUCUCCGGGCGCAGCGCUGCUGGUGUGGACAAUUUCUGGCCUGCUGGCAUGGACAGGCGCAGCGUCGUACGCCGAACUUGGGGGUGCUAUACCACUCAAUGGAGGUGCGCAGGUCUAUCUAGCUAAGAUCUUUGGCGAGGUGGUGGGAUUUUUGUUCACUUGGUCAGCUAUCCUCGUCCUCAAACCCGGCGGAGCGGCCAUCAUCGCCAUCAUAUUCGGCGAAUAUGUUGUCCGAGCAGCAAUUGGCGCAGAAGUCGAAGAUGUCAAUCCGUGGAUCAACAAAAUCCCCGCCCUGGCAGCCCUGGCGCUGGUCACCCUCUUCAACUGUGUUUCGACGCGUUUCGCUGCCCGUUUGGGGGAUCUAUUCAUGUUCUUCAAAUUCGUUGCACUCGUGGCAGUCACCAUCAUCGGCAUCAUUGUAGCAGUGACCGGCCUCUCUUUCAACGGCCCUGCCAACAAGGACUGGCGCGACCACAACUGGUUUGAAAACACGUCGACCGACAUUUCCAGUUGGGCCGUGGCACUGUACGCAGGGCUCUGGGCGUUUGACGGGUGGGAUAACACGAACUACGUUACUGGCGAGUUUAAAAACCCAGCACGCGAUCUUCCCAGAGUACUCCAUACAGCCAUGCCUGCUGUCAUCGUAUGCUAUCUCCUUGCCAAUGUUGCAUACAUCUUCGUCCUGCCUCUGGAGACAAUCAACAAAUCCAACACUGUUGCUGUGCAGUUUGGAAGCAAGGUCUUUGGUCCCAUCGGGGCGCUCAUCCUGGCGCUGAUCGUGGGCGCAUCCUGCUUCGGGGCAUUGAACGCCACAACCUUCACGUCUGGCCGCUUGGUCUAUGUGGCUGGACGAGAAGGAUACCUCCCUGCUAUGUUCGGGAAGAUUGGAUUGGGGUCCUCCUCUGGUCCCGAGACGCCGGUGUCGUUGACCAAAACCCGCAAAAGAUCAUGGCUCUCGAAAAGCCUUGCUCGCAUAUUCGGAGAUGAAUCCAUCGGCCUGGGAUAUACGCCGGUCAACGCCAUGCUGCUGAAUAUGCUCCUCUGUAUGAUAUACAUUAUUCUCGGCGAGUUCAAAACACUCCUUACAUUCUACGGCGUCGCUGGAUACACCUUCUACUUUCUGACCGUCCUCGGCCUCAUCGUUCUGCGGAUACGCGAGCCCCGAUUGGAAAGACCAUAUCGCACAUUCAUCACUACGCCCAUCAUCUUCUGCUGCGUGUCUUUGUUCCUGGUCAGUCGGGCUGUUGUGGCGCAGCCCGUGCAGACGGUAAUUGUCAUUGUAUUUGUGGUCAGCGGUUUACCUGUGUACUAUUGGCGGGUGGCGAGGAGAGAAGAGUCGGGAAGGCAAGGACACCGGGGCAUGGGCAAAAGGGAAGGACGGUUCUGGCGGAGAUGGGGUCGAUCGUGAUUUCUUGCUGCGAUGGACCAGGCAACAUUGCUUCUUGGUUUUGACCACCAUUGUUACAACAAGAUUGACUGUAGUGGUCCUUGGCAAUGGUUUAGGACUGGGCUCCCAAGGCUUUGAGGCGUUUGAAAGCGAUUGGAUAGUUAGAGCAGCAUUGUCAAUAAGAUGGAACAGGAUAUUGCACAUGUCGAGUAUCAAACCUUGUUUUGAAGUCCCAAA